Molecule: messenger RNA, 1076 nt
Organism: Athene cunicularia (burrowing owl)
Lineage: Eukaryota; Metazoa; Chordata; Aves; Strigiformes; Strigidae
Gene: ITGB3BP
Product: integrin subunit beta 3 binding protein
Exons: 9
Coding region: 148-717 (189 amino acids)
Biological process (GO): CENP-A containing chromatin assembly; regulation of DNA-templated transcription
Cellular component (GO): nucleoplasm
Source: RefSeq, a predicted model, not a curated record
GCUGUAUCUCUCCAUAUUGUCUCCAAUGGGAAUAAAUCCUGUUCAUACUUCUCCUAUUCUUUGCAAUUUAUCAAGCGAUAGUCAUGUAAAUCUGAUGCGAUUCUUGUGUCUCAGCUGAUUGUGGGCUUCUGAGAAACAAUACAGAAAAUGAGGAGGGUGUUGCUAACUUCAGCAGCAGUAAGAGUUAAAAGAUCAUUAAAGUUGGACACUCUUAAAAAAGAUACUCUACCUGGUGAAACACCCUUGAAGACCAAAAGUAAUCUAAACGCUUACUCGCCGACAACAGGAACACGCCAGAUGAGUCCGUUUUCAUCUCCCAUGACUCAUAAUGCACAGAAUCCCAGAAAUGACCCAUCAAAUGGAGACAAAAUUGAAGAGGACGAUUCAGAAAGCAGAUUAUCCAGAAGAGGGCAGCCUCAAACAGAGGAGGAUGCGUACCUGAAAUUGCAGUCCAAAGUGACAAGCUCAUUGGUUAGAAUUGCGAAUAUAAGAGCAAAACUGACAAGCCUACAGGCUUUAGAGGGCAGUAGAGAGCUUGUAAAUAUUGAUGUCUCCGACUUGCCUUGCAUCUUGAGUGAUGAAAUGCAGAGAACCCAAGAGCUAAUGAGUCAAGCAGAAGAACUGCAGCUGUUGAAAAAAAACCAUGGAAAACUUCCUGCCCAAGAGUAUGUUCAGACCUCCAGCAGCUCCACGUUCCUGGCAUCGCUACUUGACUGAGGCAUUAUGUGAAAAAUGCAUUCCACAUCAACCCCAAGUUCUACAUCUGCUUGACUGUACUUAAAAGGAGAGAAGAAAUGAGUGUAAACCUAUCUCCCCAGCAAAUACCACUUUGGGAUUGCUCGUUGUGCUAGGCAGGUGCACAUCUAGAUAAAAUUUCUGGCAUCUAUUUAAACUUAACAAUGUGCACAACCAGAUAAUCUCAAUGUAAAUAAUACAUCAUGCUGGGUUUAUGCAAGCCUGUGGACAAAACACUGAUUUAGGGUUGCUGCUGCAGGGAGAAGAACUGUAUUUUCUCUAUGUUCUUACUGCAAAUAGAUAAUUAGGCUGCCUUGGUUUUUGUUAAAACCAAAACCAAC